GCAUCCUCUCCAUCCUUCAGGUCUGGAAGCUCGUGCAAAGAUGCUCAGCGGCUCCGCACGCGCACCUCGCCUCUCUCAGGGUGAAACCGCGUAAAAAUCCAGAAGGGCAGAAGGGCAGGAAACGGUUCGGGUUCGUGCAGGUUCGACUCCCAGUUUGUGCGCGCGCAAGAUGGAGCUGAAGAAAUCCAUCUCGGACACGGAGAGCGCGCUCAGGAGCUACGGUGCCGUGUCUGAAACCGCGUGGACGACGGACAAAGGUCACUCGGACGUGUCCAUGGCAGAAAGCACCAUGUCUCCAGAGGAGAUCGAGGUGGAGAUGGCCCGCAUCCAGCGCCUGCGGGAGGUCCUGGUGCGCAGAGAGUCCGAGCUCCGCUUCAUGAUGGACGACAUUCAGCUCUGCAAAGACAUCAUGAGUUUGAAGAAGGAGCUGAGACAGAUCGUCGCAGUACCAGAGAAAGAGAAAACCAAAAAGCAGCGUCAGCGAGAAGAGGAGUUGAUCCUGAAGAUCCACAAGCUGGUGCAGAAGAGGGACUUCCUGGUGGACGAUGCAGAGGUGGAGAGACUGAGGGAGCAGGAGGAGGACAAAGAGAUGGCUGAGUUCCUCCAGCUGAAGCUCAGGCCUCUGGAGCAGAAGCUCAAAGUCACACAGAAUCCCCAAAAGGCCAAGAGACAGAUCCCAGAGCCUCCUCCCAACAAACCCUCCAUCAUCAAGUCAGUGGCCGUCAUCAAGGACUGCUGCGGUGCCACCCAGUGUGCUGUGAUGUAACCAGUGCCCAGACACUCACGUGACAUGACCCGAUCGCCCCCACUUCAAUCAACCACCUCAGAAGUUCAGCACAGGCGGAGUCAGUAGUACUUUACUCCAGCACAAAGAUGAAGCAGUGUCACUCCAGGAGAAGGCAUCUUCUGACAUUUUACCCUGAAAGCAUCUUUUUAUUUAUAUCAAUAAGAGAAGAUGCUGGUUGAGGUAAAACUUAAUAUUUUAACAGGAACACAGAGUUGAUAUGUUAAACCAUCAUUAAGAAGGCGGUUCACAAAUUAUGGCAAGAAUGUUGCUCAUUCCAGUCUGAGCAGGUCCAGGCAAACCCGGUAGGCUAUAAAAGAAGGGAAGCAAACCAACAACUUUAACAAGAUAAAGAAAAGAAACACAGAGUAAAAUAUAAACAAUAAAACGUAGAAAAAAAAAGAAAGGCACAAGAAACAAUGAGUGCAGACUUUCAGCCAAUCAUCUGUGAGGGAGGAAAGAUCUUCACGAGGCAGAAAACAAGGGUUAAAAUAUCUAUAUAAAAAGUCACACUUUUGAUCCAAUUUAACAAAAAUAGAAUCAUUUUUACCAAUUCCUUUAUGUUUUUCCUUCCUUUCAGAUGAAUCUGAACCUUUUCCAUCCGACUUCAAAAGGUUACCAUAGUCUAUAAACAAACAGGAAAAGGAUCCAAACUGAAAAAAAAAGCAGCUGAAUCUUCAUUCUUUAGGAGUUUUGCUGCAUAUUAAUGUAUGGAGAGCUGAGGUUAAGUAUGAUUUGAUGUUGGUACAGAUAUUCUGCUUUCCUGAAGUUGAACUCAUUUCGGAUGUUUCAGAAGAACAAGCAAGCCAAAAGUCCACACGUCUGAGAGAGAAAUCCCGGGAAAAAGACACUUGGAGGGUAACCAAACCCUAACUCAAGUUUUUUUGUCUGUUGACCUCUAUAAAUGGAGCUUUAAAAGUGCUGUCUGUUGGUCAUUGCCAUUUUUUUGACAAAUGAAAAACAAACUUGUUUCAUUCUUGAAAAUAUAGUCAAAAGCCAUCUGUGUGCUGCCCCCUACAGGUUGAAACAAGGUAUUACAGUUGAAUUUCAUACCAUUUCAUGCCCACAUCAUUUCAGAAGUUCCAGUCAUGAUCACAGUCCCGUUCCCCAGCCCCACCCCUCUGACUGGAUCUUCAAAUUUCGGCUGUGGGUGGAGUCAGCCUCGAACUUUCCUGUUUGGUUUACCCUUUAAAUUGCAGAAGAAGUUAUCCUUAAAACUCAUUCCAUCGAGUACCUGAUGUAAAUGUUUAUGGAGUUGAGCUCAGACCAGACUAAACAUCAGGUUUUAAAUCCUGAUAUACAAAAAGGGAAUGGGAAUCCAUACAACACAUCAGGAACAUGUUGAUCAUUCCAGUUCAAAUGAACCCUGAUUAGCUUUUUAUAAAAAAGAGGGGCGUGGGGUAAUUGACAGCGAGUCCCGUUUUCAUUCAGCAGCCCCUUUCCUCUAUCCCAGUAAACAUUUUAUUGCCUGUAAAUACCAACACAGCAGCCGUCCGUCAUCCUGAGGCUCCUCCCCCUUCAGCUCGCUGCAGAUGGAGAGUGGCGAUGUGAUGUCAUCCAUCAAUAUAUAAGCAUAUGAAUAUUCUCUGAAUUAAGCCUGUUUUUAUGACUAAGCCUGCAUGGACGCCGUGUGUUUGCGUCGCGGCCCAACAGGCCGUCGCUCUUCGUCCCGUUUCCUUCACGUACUGUAGUUGUAGUGAAUUUUUAGAGGUCUUGAUGAAGAGUGUUGAACAAGUAUGCAUAAGCUGACACUACUGUACAUAAAGUGUAUGUUUAAGUAAAUAAAGGCACAUUUUUCUGGA
Molecule: messenger RNA, 2586 nt
Organism: Oryzias melastigma (Indian medaka)
Lineage: Eukaryota; Metazoa; Chordata; Actinopteri; Beloniformes; Adrianichthyidae
Gene: bmerb1
Product: bMERB domain containing 1
Exons: 6
Coding region: 170-766 (198 amino acids)
Biological process (GO): negative regulation of microtubule depolymerization
Cellular component (GO): microtubule cytoskeleton
Source: RefSeq, a predicted model, not a curated record